GUGGCCAGAGAGUGCAGCUCGCGCCAGUGUCGGAUCCUCGUUCAAACAGGCGCGCUGUUUCCUCUCCAGCUCAGCUCAGCUCAUUUCAGUUCUCCAGCGCAGCCACCGGCUCACCAGCCCAAGUUUACGCACAGGGAUGCGGGCGCGUGGAGCCGCCUGAAAAUGGCUCUCUGUAGGAUUUACUUUUUCCUUGCUCAUUUUCAUAUAUUUGUGUUUUGUCAAGCCUUGAGGAAUUAUCCAGAUAAUGAAGUUACUCUACUCGACUCCAUGUCUACCCCAGGUGAUCUGGGUUGGGAAGCAUAUCCACCAGAGGGGUGGGAGGAGAUCAGUGUAAUGGAUGAGAGGAACAUUCCUAUGAGGACGUAUCAGGUGUGCAAUGUAAUGGAAGCCAAUCAGAACAACUGGUUGCGCACUGGACUGAUCCAGCGAGAAGGUGCGCAGCGUGUCUAUGUGGAAAUCAAAUUCACCCUGCGUGACUGCAACAGCCUUCCAGGAGUGCCUGGAACCUGUAAGGAGACAUUUAACGUGUACUAUCACGAAUCCAACAAUGCCGUCGCUGUACCUUUGCGCCACAUUCGAGAGAGCCAGUAUGCCAAGAUUGACACUAUAGCAGCUGACGAGAGCUUUACGCAGACCGAUGUUGGGGAUCGUGUCAUGAAGUUGAAUACGGAAGUGCGAGACAUCAGUGGUCUAAGUAAGAGGGGCUUGUACCUGGCAUUUCAAGACCUUGGCGCUUGCAUUGCUCUGGUGUCGGUGAGAGUCUUUUAUAAGCGCUGUCCUCUGGCGGUGCUCAAUCUGGCCCGGUUCCCUGACACGGUGACGGGCGGCGAUUCAGCGCUGGUGGAAGUGCGUGGCACUUGUGUGGAGGAUGCGGAAGAGCUCGAAGCACCACGGAUGUUUUGCAGUGCCGAUGGAGGUUGGCUGGUGCCCAUCGGCCGCUGUGUGUGUCGGCCAGGCUUCGAGGAGGUAGACGGACACUGCCAACCAUGUCGUUCAGGUUUCUACAAGGCCUCCGCUAUGGAUGCGUACUGCGUGAAGUGCCCCCCACACAGCUACUCUCACCAGGACAAGGCCUCAGAGUGUGUGUGUGAGAGAGGCUUCUACAGGGCCAAAGCAGACCCUCGCUCCAUGGCAUGCACGAGACCACCUUCGGCACCUGGCAAUCCUAUUUCCAUGGUGAACGAGACUGCAGUCACUCUAGAAUGGAGUCCUCCUCGUGAAAGUGGUGGACGUGGAGAUGUCACCUACAGUGUCCACUGCAGGAAGUGCUCUGGAGAAGCAGGGGCUGGGGGAGACCGUGACAGGUGUGUACCCUGUGGCAGCGGUCCACAUUUCAACCCCAGGCAGUUUGGCUUGAUGCACCCCAGAGUUCUUGUCACAGAACUGCAGCCUCACAACAAUUACACCUUCAGCAUCGAAGCCCUUAACGGAGUGUCAGACCUCAGCCCCAGUCCACGUCAACUAGUGUCCGUCAACGUCACAACCAGCCAGACAGUGAGCGUCAUCUUAAAGGAAAGGAAGGGCACCGACAGUGUAACGCUGGCAUGGCAGGGUCCAGAACCUGCCGAUGGGACCAUGGUGGAAUAUGAAGUCACCUAUUAUGAAAAGAACCAGCAGGAUCAGAACUACACUGUGCUGAAGACCAAAUCCAACAGUAUGACUGUGGAUGGACUCAAGCCAGGGACCACAUACAUCUUCAGGAUUCGAGCCCGGACGGAUGGAGGCUAUGGGAACUACAGGGGAGAGAUUGAGUUGGAGACAAGCCAUGAAGAUAUGCUGGCUGUUGGAGAUCCCAACCAGCAAACCAUACUGGCCAUCUCUGUGGCAGGCGGAGCGGUGCUUCUGGUGUUGCUGGUGGCCUGUUUUGUUGUGAGUGGAUGGCGCUGUGGAUAUAUUAAAGCAAAGCAAGACCCAGAGGAAGAGAAAAUGCAGUUUCAGCAUGGACGAGUCAAACUUCCCGAAACCCGCACAUACAUUCACCCGCAUACGUACGAGGACCCCAAUCAGGCGGUGCGAGACUUCGCCAAAGAGAUCGAAGUUUCCAACAUAAGGAUUGAAAGAGUUAUUGGGGCCGGUGAGUUUGGAGAGGUCUGCAGUGGGCGUCUGAGGCUGCCCAGUAAGAGGGAGAUCCAGGUGGCCAUCAAGAGUCUGAAAGCCGGAUACUCAGAGCAACAGAGACGUGACUUUCUGAGUGAGGCUAGCAUCAUGGGCCAAUUCGACCAUCCCAACAUCAUUCGACUGGAGGGAGUCGUCACAAGAUGUAAGCCUGUGAUGAUAGUAACAGAGUACAUGGAAAAUGGAUCUCUGGACACUUUUUUGAAGAAACAUGAUGGGCAGUUCACGGUGAUCCAGCUGGUGGGAAUGAUGCGUGGCAUAGCCGCGGGGAUGCAGUACCUCUCAGAGAUGAACUAUGUGCACCGGGAUUUGGCGGCACGGAACAUUCUGGUGAAUGGAAACCUGGUGUGUAAAGUGUCUGACUUCGGGCUGUCGCGUGUGUUAGAGGACGAUCCCGAGGCGGCAUACACUACACGGGGGGGUAAGAUACCCAUUCGAUGGACAGCCCCUGAGGCCAUAACCUACAGGAAGUUCACUUCAGCCAGUGAUGUGUGGAGUUAUGGCAUUGUCAUGUGGGAGGUGAUAUCCUAUGGGGAACGACCGUAUUGGGAAAUGUCCAAUCAGGACGUGAUAAAAGCUGUAGAUGAAGGCUACAGACUACCAGCUCCAAUGGACUGUCCGGUGGUGCUUCACCAGCUCAUGCUAGACUGCUGGGAAAAGAACCGCAGUGAUCGACCAAAAUUCGGGCAGAUUGUCAGUUCCCUGGACAGGCUGAUCCGGAACCCAAGCUGCAUGAAGCAGCUGGCCAACACUUCAGCCUGGGAGGACCCAGUGACUCCUGAGGCGGGAGUCAGCACGGUGGAAGACUGGCUGGACUUGAUUAAAAUGGGUCAGUACAAGGAACACUUUUCCAGCGCCGGCUAUGUCACCUUGGACUCAGUUUUGUACGUCAGCACCAGUGAACUGGAUAAGAUGGGCGUAGCACUGGCAGGCCAUCAGAAAAAGAUCUUGUCUAGUAUCCAGUGUCUUCAGGCACACCACGGGACACAGGUUCAGCACUGAAGUUCAUCAGCCCUACAGGAGAAUGGGCUGGUACCUUCCCCUUCGUGAUCAGCAUCCAGAAAGGCAGUAGAUCGCUGCGGAUGUCCGAGAUUGUGGACUGUGGCUGUCUAUCGAUCCAAGUGAAGUAAGGACAAGAAUCAACACCAUGUGACAUCACAGCACUGUGAACAUCACGCUUCACUCCUCUUUGUACAGAAGACCUUGAGAAGAAACACAGACUGUGUUUUGUGAAUCUUUGAACUGUUCUGAGAGCGAUACUAGUAGGAUCAUCUUCAAUUAAUGUGAACUGCGAGGAUGCGGAAAGCUUCAGCGAGAUGUCCUUGCAUCUUGUGUAUGUGGAAAUAUUUUUGAAACGUUCAGCUUCGUCUUUAGGAGGCAAUGAAGCACUGACCUCUCUUUCGCACAUACGCACACAUUUAAACGCUACAUAGAAGGGCCCCUCCUUGACCGGCUCCCAUCAAGCCCUUUUUUCAAGCGUCUUUGGAAUACGUUAAUUCCACCGUGGAGAUCCUAGAGUUUAGAGUGCCCACGCCUGUCAUUUUUGACAAGUUCUGACAUCCAAUGUGCAGCAACAGAGAAACGAGAGACAUUUAAGGAAUGAAGAGCAAUUGUUGCUUCACAAACAAAGACCUGACAGCGUGAUGAUGUUAUGAAAGGGGCAGAUGUCGUCCUUCCUUCACACUGGCAGCAACUUUCAGUCGUCUUUUUCAACACGUUGAUGUGGAGCCGCUUCAUCUGAUGUGCUUUUCCUUCUAAUUUCAUUGCCUAUUUAAAGUAAUUUUGCCUCAUUACAUGCAUUUCAUCAAAAAACAUGAGCGUCGUUUUUGGAAGGAGGAACGAUAUGUGUUGAGCUUUUUAUGAGGGAGACUUCAUUCCUAAAUCAUCCUGGUGUUGAUGGCGCUGCACUCAGUGGACUGUUGAACCUAUAUUUGUGUUGGACCUCAUUUAGCAUAGAUUUCUGGUGCUUACCGAGUGCUUGGUACAGUUAGAUUAAAUUUCCAUGUGAUCUGAUAACAGAACGAAGGAGCUUAAACAUUUUAGCAUACACUUUCCAUGUCAUUUCAUGCACCAUGUUCACAAUCCCAUGUAAAAAGGUGUCCGCAACAGAUGCUGGUGCUGUAAAAAUAGCUUCAUCCUCUAUUUUCUGGUUUCUCGCCCCAAGUAUCUUGGCAGUUCUUUGCUCUGCGCUUGGAAACGUGAUUGAAGAAGAAAGGAUUCUAUUGCAGUAGAAAUUGAGACGUUGUACAGUGUUGGUUAUUGUAUUUGUACAGUAAUGACUUGAAGGUUUUUGUCAGUUGUAAAUUAAGACAAGGUGGUGACUCUUAUUUUAACCUUCAACUCUAGCUUUGGAUAGAUGAGAAUUGUGAGGCUGUCGAAUGUAAUGGAUAAUUUAGCUUUAAAGUGUUGGGGAAAGCUAAGCAUUCUCAGGAUUGUUGUUUGUCACUGAUACACAAUUUCAAGAUGGCAGCAGAUCAGACAGAACCACCAACUGGGUUCUGUUUUCUACGGAUACACUUCCUGUUCGAUGCCUUUCAGUUUCAUUGUUCUUAUUUAUGUUUUGUCAUUCAUUCAAGUCCUUCAUUUUUGUCUCGUUUUCCAGUAAAAUAUAUCUAAACAUCAGAAUUGCUUUUAACACUGGUUUUCCGUAAUAUUACUUAUUUUUCUGUUAUGAAUCUAAAAUAACUGUGUGGGUUUUAUGCUUAAAAAGAAAACAUUUUGUCAGUUAGGUACAAACACUGUUCAAAAGUUUGAGAUCAGUUAGAUAUUAUACUAUUUUCAUCAAGGAUGUAUUAAAUGAAUCAAAUGUGACCAUAAAGACAUUUAAUAAGGAUUUUGUGACACUGAAGAUUGGAGUAAUGGCUGCUGAAAAUUAAGCUUUGCCAAAAGAGGAAUAAAUGACAUUUUAAAAUAUAUUCAAAAAGAAAUGGUUAUAAUACAUUCUAACAAUAUUUCACAAUAUCGCUGUUUUUAUUGAUCCAAUAAGUGUGACCUUGGUGAGCAGAAGAGACUUUUUUUCUAAAAAAUAUGAUCUGCCCCAAACUUUUUGAACUUUCUGAAGACAAGACCGCAAACCGAAUUAGGUGAAACUGUAUUGAUUUAAUAAGAACAACUUGAGCACUCUGGGUAAGGAAAAAACUAAAUAAAAGAUCAAGCAGGUUUUUUUUUUUUUUUUUUUACAUUAUUUAUAAUGUUGGCAAACAUUUUCUAAGUGAUGCAGAAGAAACAAAAACAGUGUUAUCCUCUCAUUCUGUGAACUCUUAUGGGAAAAUGUUCCUUUGGCUUAUUUAAUUGAAACGAUAAUGAAGAAUGUUUAUUUCUUCUGAAUAUUUAUUGAUGAAAGUCAAGGUUAUAAUUGUAAUAAUUGGCACAUCUGCUCUCCUUUUGGUAAUUCUUAAUUAGGAGCUAUUCCUAAUGGUCAAAUUACUGAAACGUGUGCCUGUUCCGAUUUGUAAUUUCCCAUGCGGCAACAAUAACAGCGAAUAAUUUAAUGAGGCGUUGCAAAAAGCAUCUUCCGACCCAAAACAAUAAACUUUUGAAUUCUUGGAGUGAUUUCAGUUCUCAUCUAUCAUAUUUUUAGCUGAUAGUCAUCUAUUGACACAAACAUGCACACAAACACUCAAUGCAGUAAAUGAUGUCUUGAAGCAUUUUUGACAUUCCUUUUGAUUUUUAGAAACAAUAAAUGCCAGUUAUUGUUUCAUUUUCUGAAGUACUGUUAUUAUACUCAAUAAUAUCAUGCAUACUUUGGUCUGGGAGUUUACACAGCCCACACUACUUGUUACUUGGUUACCUGCACAUUGCAUCAGGACCUGGGUUAGACAUUUUUAGCCAAGAAAGUGACAAAUGCCAGGUUUGAAUAUCAGCAGUAAGACGGGAGAAUAAAUGUAUGUCACUCAGUGGUCGAGAUGUGUAGUGCUGAUUGAAAAAUAGUAAUAAUGUGUCUGGAAGUCAUGAAUUAAACUGUAGGAGGCCACUCUCUUGAGGCCAAAAUAUUUAGUAUUACAAAAUCAUUGGAUGGUUUUGAAGUCGGACUCUGUAACUCACUCUGUACCAAUCAGGACUGUUGUUUUGUUGUAUGGGUAACUGCACAGUGCAUUUCAUAAUUAAAUCAUAUCUGGUGUACAUGCGUUGAAGUGUACACUUUGCCACCCACUUCUAAACUGGAGUACUUCAGCCCUGAGUGCAAAAAGCUUCUCUGGCUUGCACAUCAUUAGUAAUGGAUACAUGAUCAGAUAACUCCAAUAAAAAGGUCACUGAGUCAUUGACUUAACAAACCAGGUCCUCGGUCAGUACCUGAAGAUGUUACCUCUAAUUUUCGGUGUAUCAUUUCUUUUGGAUUUUCAGCAUUGUUCUCAUUUGUGUACCGGUUUGGUUAUUAUUUCAUAAAGUUGUAUUCAUUUUAAACAUUGUGUCUAAUAAAUAUGUUAAUAUUUUUA
Messenger RNA from Carassius auratus (goldfish), 6551 nucleotides. Its product is annotated as ephrin type-A receptor 3-like. The transcript is spliced from 18 exons. Gene Ontology annotation, biological process: axon guidance; protein phosphorylation; ephrin receptor signaling pathway. The record is from RefSeq and is a predicted model, not a curated record. The coding region runs from base 163 to 3117 and encodes 984 amino acids. NCBI's taxonomy places the organism in Eukaryota, Metazoa, Chordata, Actinopteri, Cypriniformes, Cyprinidae. Gene Ontology annotation, molecular function: ATP binding; protein binding; transmembrane-ephrin receptor activity. Gene Ontology annotation, cellular component: plasma membrane; dendrite.